GAGGGGUACAAAAGUGCCUGCACCGCCCAGGCAGCAGAAAAAGUUAGAAAAGUCCUGACAUCGUUACAUUGCUGAAUGCAGCCAUAUCCUCUCCCGUGGACUAUAAAGCCUACAUUAUUCAAGCAAGCCACCCUCCUAAAAAGACUAGAAUUGUCUGCUCUUCCGCUGCCACAGUCAUUGCUGCUCUGCCACUUGACAAAGACACUUCAACCACUGCCUGCGUAUCUUCACACCCCUGAGACCCAGACUCAGCUUCUACCAACACCCCAGACUUAAACUUCAGAGAUGGAGGAUCACGUGGCGCGGUUUGCCCUGCUUCUGUGCAUCGCUGUUGCAGCCUCUGCCUCAAGUCAGACAUGUAAUCCAAUGGAGGCUGAGGACAACCCAUGGGUCUCUGUGAGUGGGAUGCUAAUUGGCUGUUGGACCAGCUUCAUCAGAGAGGACAAGGCAGAGGUCCACAUCCUUAACCUGAACUUCAGCGGCUCGGAUUCCAAGAUUUUCUCUCUCGAGAUGACCAACGCCAAGCCAAUGAACCUUAUCCUCACAUCGUCAGAAACGGCCUACUGUCUAUGCAAACUCAACGCAGACGUUAAUGUUUAUAUCAACAAUGAUUCCACAAUUGUCUUACAUGGGAAUGAACAUCCCAACAAUGUCCACAAGCAAGACUUCCCCACUCAAGAUGAGGAGCUGGUCAAGUGGGCAAGACAGAAAUUUGGGGGUGUGACUUCAUUCACUACAAUCCGAAAACUGAAAAAAAUCACAUCGACAGGAACAAAAGGAACCAAACCUGACUCUCAUGACUGCAUACUUAAAAAUGAAGAUGCAUCAGAGAAGCAUUUUAUGAAGAUUGAAGCAGCACCCUUGGCUUCGUUCAAAUCUUGCUUCCCACAGCAACAGAACCCCGGUGAUGAAGCUGAGCUUCAUAUCAUAAACAUCCCAGAGAAUGCCAGCAUUCGCAAUGUAUCACUUCGUGUGGACACUAAGAAGAUCAGUGUGUUCCUGAGAGGCCCUCAGGGGACCACAUGGACCUUUGUCAACCCACAACACACCCACUUUGGUUCUAACAAUGACAUCCUGCUGCCCACCAUCACACACAGAGUCACCCCUUUGUUUACACUGAACAGUGACUAUGCGGAAGAUGUGCAAAGGAAGGCUUUAGAUCAUUUUAAAGCCAGUACUUUCACCAGCUAUACUGAACUCAGACCAGAGGACUCUUUGGUGUUACUGGUUCUUGGAAAAAAAGACAACCCUGAAGUUACAGAAACAGUACCAGAAGCGGUCAAUCCCACAACUAAUGCCCCACAUCAGAUGCCUCUGUUUAUGCAGCUAUACACCUCCCCAGACUACCGUUCUCCCCUGGACCCUAACACCAAGGUGCAGAGUAACAAGAGAAUUUAUGCAGAGAUUUCAGGGCACACUUUUGGGGACAUUGUCUUGACCAUCAAGGUGAUCAGCUGCUUUGUGCGCACCAAAGGCUCAUGCCCUGUAGUGAAAGAGCUGCCCUUCAUGCCAGAGGCCUGCUCCUUAAAUUCUUGUCCCAACAGCACCCGACUCAGCUUUUCCUUAGAUCAGGUCCAAGAGGUGACAUCCACCACAUGGGACCUGGAAUGUGCCGUCAAACUUUGCUACAGUGAGAAAUGUGGAGAUGGAGGAAUUGCGAAGGGGAAUCUGGAGGUUACCCAGCCGUGUCUGCAACCACCAACCCCACCAUGCUUUGAAUUUGGCCUACCUGGUGUUCUGGGCAUUGCAUUUGGAGGGUUCCUGAUUGGAGUAUUACUUAUUGGAGCACUGUGGUUUAUCAAAAUUAAAACAGGGUACCCAACUGGACUGGACAUUCGCUCAACUGCAGCAAAUCUUCCUGGAUGUCCCUGCUCAGGCGCAAAACGACAACCUGUUUCUACCAACCCUUCGCCCUCUGAGAACAGCAGCGCCAACGCUAGCAUUGGAAGCACCCAGAGCACACCGACCAGCAGCAUGGCAUGAGAUUAUGGUAAUCUCUACCACCAGCAGGGCCACCAUCUCCUUUCAAAGUCACCUAUACGGGUUUUGUGCUUUUGUUUUCUUUAAUAAUGCUUAAAAAGCAUUUCUCCCUUCCUUUCCCACUUCAAAUUAUCAUGAAAAAGCACAAGCCACAUCUUUGACACACCAGGCCUGAAAAGGGGGGUGGGGGGGUGACGGAUAACAGAAGUCUAAUCAAUGGCUUCUGACGCUCACCUCUGCAGCCUCUCUGUAAAGUCAAGCUCCUAGACAGGAAGUUAAAGAGGGCAAAAGAAAAAAAAACAAAUUGGCUCCCAGCAACAGGAAAAACAAACCAUAUCCCCCAAGAGCUAACAGGAAAUUCACUGCAUUCCUUUCAAUGAAUUGUGGUUGUGUGAUGGCAGCACAAUAAUAGUUAGACAGGAGACAAACCAGUCAAAAGACCGACUUUGAAAAACAGAUGAAAAGCUGUUUUGCAUUUACAUCUAAGCUACAAAAAUACGAGGGGCUUUUGGAAAGGUCAGUCCAAAAAGUUAUCAACAACGUCUCGGGGACUGAAAAGCUCGACAUGUUAGGAUCUCACACCAGUCAAUGCUCACUUCAAGGUGUAUUUGUCUUAAUUGGAGUUUGAGGUCAAUGAUUAACAGCUACCUCCUAUUAUUUAGAAGUCUGGAGCUAAGUUUAAACUCAGCACUAGAUUUCUCUGGUGAAUUGAUCUUAUUUUCAAUUAUUGUUUUAUUCUGUGUCACUUUAGGUGAAUCUUAUCGUUGACCCUCUGGGUCAUUUGUAGCUCAUGAAACAAAGUUAUGGUGCCAUUUUCAUGCUAUCAAAUAGCUGUAUUAGGGCCUUCAUAUCAAAGUCAAGUUUUUCUUUUCAGUGAUUAGAAAUUACAGAGAAAUACUGUAUACUUGAUUUCCUCAUAACUCAACAAAAACAAUCCUAAAUCAUAUUUAUGGCCCAAAGGUAGCAAUAAAUUAUGGACCGCUUAGAUAAAAAGUACUUUUAUUUAUGUGAGCUCAGAAAUAAUUGCUCUUGUAAUGUACAGUACAGCAUGCAGAGAUGCAUGGCUGUAUUCAGAGCUGAGUAAUGUGCCCAUAAUGAGGAGUUAGAACCAAAACUUUACACAUCAGUUUUCAGACCUUGGAUUUAUAUAUGGACUUAAGAGCCACUCAUACAGCUACGCCCACAGGGUGGAGUUUCCUAAAAUAGUCUGUCUUGAGGAAUUCCAGUACUUUUCCUUUGUACUAUGUCCAUUGUCACCAGAAUCUGUAAUAAGUCCUUCACCACUGCCUGACAAUUUCUUGUAACCACAAUUUUUCACCAUAAAUUUUAUGUUUGUGGUAACACACACAAACACAUACAUAGAAAAAUACAUUUAUAUAUUGCAUUAAAGUGUUUUCAGGCCAGUUUAAUCAUCAUCCCAUUGACCUAGAUGCAGCUGUUUAUGGUGUAUAAACCAUUACUCUUCCUAUAUCGAAGAUCAAGACUUGAUAUUAAGCAAGUAUAAACUGUCCAACCUACUUGCUCAUAUUCAUUGUCUUUUCAUUCAAAAUGUAGCCAGCCACUAAUGUUCUUCUUCAUCUUGUGAUUAGAGAUGAGUGCACAGAAGGGAAAUCAUUUUUAGACCUCUAAUGGAUGUUAUGGAUCACCAAUGCAUUCAGAGAUUUGGCUUUGACAAACAAGCAAUCCUUGAUCCCUGCUACAUACUGAAGAGUUGCCACCUCGAUGUGACCACACUUCUUGAGACUUUUAUUCCUUGUGGGGUAAACUUUAAGUACAAACAAUUAGCCAAAAUAUUAAAUGAAAUUCACAUUUAAUUUUUUUCUUAAGCAGAAGGACAUUAAAUCUGAGAUUCAAGGCAAAUGUUUGUUUUAAACGAAUGGGCUAGAAAACCUGAUUUCCAGGUGAAAACUGCCAAACUCAGAUGUGUGGACUGUACAUAGGUAAUUUUGAUAUAUCUAAAGUUAAAAACCUGCAAGCUCCCACCACUUUUUCCUAAUGUUCAAACUUAAACUUUCCAUAAGUUAGCAGCUCUGAAUACAGCCUAUAUGAACUCCACAGUAUAAUCAAUAGUAACAAUAGAAUGAGACCACAUCUUGUAUGUACUGUUUGCAACAAUACAUUAGUCAAUCAGUUGUGCUUUAACCCCAUGAAGACUGCUUUAAAAAUGCAACUCUAGUUUUAUUUCCAACUGUCACUUGACAUGCCUAAUGAUAUGAGAGAGAUUAGUUUCUUGUUAAAAUGAUUAACUUCUGCUGUCUACAUUUGAUAGGCUGCAUCAGCCACUGCAGUGCUAAUGCUAGACAGAAGCUGCAUAGAUGCAUAAUGGUGACUUUCAUGAGGACUAGAACUGUAGAGUGAUCGUUGAUCUGUGAAUCCACAAUUUGUUUCAAUGUACAAAUGUAAAUGUAUUUUUUAUAUUGUAUGUAUCUUUUACCUCUUUAAAAAUAUUCCACAAACAACAUCACACGUCAAGUCUUGUGGUAUAAGUAAAAAAUUGACACAAGCACCAAAAUUGUGAUGUUGAAACUUUUCUUUAUAUACAUUUGACACACUGAUUUACUGAUGCAUGUGUAGUCACACUCCCAUAGUUACUCACCUUGUGAUUUGGAUUGUUAAAAUAAUUUAUUCACCUUCAAACCUAAUCUCAAAAAUAUUCUGUGUUUUCCAGACCAACUGCAUUUAUAAAAUGUCUCCUCAUUGUAUGUAGGCUAUGUAGCUUAUUACCCCUCAGUGUGUGCGUGCAUGUAUGUUUUUUUGUGCAUGCCUGAUUUUCUUUGUGUAUUUGUGGAGAGGCAGAGAACAAAGAGGGCCAGUACAAAUUGCCACUUGAGUAUUUGUGCAAUAUGAUGAGGUAAACUUGUAUUUAAUGUCUAUAUGUAGUUUUUACCAUGUUUUUUUUUGUAAGUGUUGUAUCAUAUUCUUACUUUGAAACAUUUUCUCAACCUGCUUUGUUCUUUUACAUAUUUGGAGAACUUGGACAAUUCCUAAUCAAGGCUCUUAUCAAAUGCAUAAGAUUGGUUUUGUAUAGUAAUCUUUGUUUAUUAUUCUCAUAUAGAUUCGAUAUCUGAUUACAUUGUAGUACAGCAGUACAGACAGUGCGUGUUAUAUCACAUGUCAAAGAUGGUUCAUUGGUUUUACCCCUGUUUAGCGUUUGCCCUACCCCUAAUAUUCAUCCUACUGUAAUAACACGGCAUAUCUCUGCUGAUUCUGACAUCCUGACAUUGUAUUGUGUUCAUUGUACUAUCUUUAGGGGUAUCAUGGGGAAAUAGAUUCUGAAAGACGGAGUGUCUCACCGCAGAGAAGCAUCCCAGUUAAAUUACGAACUUGUCGUUUGCAGGAAACAUUCAAACUUAAAACAGUGAAAAUGUGGUGGUUAGUGAGAACUUUUUGCAUGUAAUUUUAGGAAAUGGCUGCAAUAUUAGACCUUUUUUUCUUUUUCUUUUUUUUUCUCCUUCAAAUGUCAGGUAUUCUGUACCUGUGUUAAACCAGCCCCGGUGGACCCAGCCAGGUUCUGUCUGAUCAGACAGGCUGUCAGUUAAUUCACUUGUUAACCCUGCAGAGCCCUUCGUUACCUCUGACAACAACUUUCUCCUCCUCAGACACUCUACACAGUUAUAUAAUGCAAUAUGUGUGUGUGUGCUUAUACACAGUAUGUGUACUGCAUGUGUGUGUGUGUACAUCUGUGUGUAGGUGUACAAUAGAAACUUUGCCUACAUUUAUGUGAGCAGAUUCUUCCUCCACUCUCUUAACAAUGUCCAAAUUCUGAAUUCUUACGAAAAAUCUGAAGCCUUAACAACAUGUCAGAAUGUCUGCUUUGAUUUUACCGAGUAUAAAAUGCAGUGUUAUUUUUGUGCUAGAGUGGGUGGCUUUUAACAUUUAAAAUUUGUUGAGACAGUACUCAACUGAUGUCAUGUAAUUCUAUGUUGUCUCUGAAGAAAUAUAUGUUUUGUCUGAAAUUAUCUUAAUAAAGUCAAUAUGACAAA
Molecule: messenger RNA, 5963 nt
Organism: Siniperca chuatsi (mandarin fish)
Lineage: Eukaryota; Metazoa; Chordata; Actinopteri; Centrarchiformes; Sinipercidae
Gene: eng
Product: endoglin
Exons: 14
Coding region: 286-1983 (565 amino acids)
Source: RefSeq, a predicted model, not a curated record